Talaromyces stipitatus ATCC 10500 is the source of this 7919-nucleotide messenger RNA. RefSeq names its product cell morphogenesis protein (PAG1), putative. Gene Ontology annotation, cellular component: cell cortex; site of polarized growth. Lineage: Eukaryota; Fungi; Ascomycota; Eurotiomycetes; Eurotiales; Trichocomaceae. The transcript has 6 exons. The record is from RefSeq and is a predicted model, not a curated record. Gene Ontology annotation, biological process: cell morphogenesis. The coding region runs from base 1 to 7872 and encodes 2623 amino acids.
AUGCAGCAGCCCAACGCGCCCCAAUCCGGUUGGACGACCGCGCCGCUUCAAACAACUAUACCCCUCGGUUCCGACGAGUCCCCUAUAACGUCGCACCAUACGCCCACCCCUCCCUUGGAUCGAUUGGCCCCGAGAAAUGCAUCCUCCCAAACUGUCGGCGACCUACAUAGUCGGGAAUCAUCUGUUUCAGAUCUCAGAGGAAGACCUGUGGAUACCUCGGGUCGAGGUCUCACGACACUUCAACUGCAGUCACGGAGUCGCGGCCAGUCUCAUUCCAAAAGUCCUGAAGCCAAUAUUGGUCGCCCUGAAGGUGUUAUUGAGCGCAAGCCUUCUCUGUCAUCUUACGGUCAUCAUCGCAAAACAUCGAUUGUCCAUGGCAUUCAGCAUUCGCGCAGCCCCAGUUAUACCUCAACCUCCGCUAGUCCUCUAAGUCCGGAAAUCAUCGCGUCUGCAGGCUCAGGUAGCAUGGCCAGUGUAUCGCUGGGGUCGGACUACAUGUUUCCCAACCGCAAUGAGGAUACUGAACCACUUCUGAAGCUCCCCAACGGAAGCAAUGGCUCGGUGCACUCUCCGUCCAGCGGUCUCAGUACGAUUCAAGAUGACGAUGAACACCUGACUGUGGGACAGACCGUGACGAGGAGUAGCAGUACUGUUCACAAGAAGAUGCCGUCAAGUACCAAGCUCCGGCGGGAACAAUCUCACAGUCGCGGACAUUCGAAACAUCACCAAGAGUUGAAAACAGUGGGCGAGUAUGCUCUGCAUCAUCUCUUCAAUUCUUUUGUUGCACACGCGGACAAUAAAAUCAAUCAAAGCAUCGUCAAAGUCGGCGAAGUCGACGCACCGGUUGAGGAGGUUUGCGGAGAAGGUGCAGAUCCGGUCUUUGACCAGCUUAUUUCUGCUUUGGGGCACGUCGCUCGCGCCAAACCAAAACCUCUGAUUGAUACCAUUAUGCUAUGGCGGAGAGCAAAGGGUGAAGCCGCGAAUGCAGCCAAGAAUCCUCAGAAAUAUCAAAACGCUGAAAAUGGACCACUUCUUCGUCGAAACACAGAGCCCGUACAACCCACCAGUUCCGAGCCGGAUCUGGGCUCAGAGAAUGCCCAGCCAGCUUCUAUACCGAAACAGGAUGGUAUUCAACUUCUGGAACGCAGGGCGACUGUUUCGGUAUACCUCGUGUGCAGAGUGUUGAUUGAGAUCUUUAAUCAGAGCACUGUGGAGGCGAUUGGAAAUGAUAUGACGGAGCGUCUUGAAGACAUUGUCUUUGGACAACUCAAAGCGGUCGAUCCGGAACAAAUCGCAGCCUCCCCGCUACGUAUGGCAAAUUGGAGAAUAUAUGGACAGUUACUGGGCAAGAUGAGUGGGAUCAAUUUCACCAGUGUCACAACACGCUUCCUCAACGAGCUUGAACGGUAUCAGAAAGAGGCUGCUAUGCGAGGCCAAUCUCAGGAGCUUGACGCCAAGGCAGAAUUGUUGAUUCUGGGUAUGCGCCAUUUCAGCAUCAAAACCUAUCCCGAAGAAGCAUGGAUCAAGUCGUGUGAAUAUAUGAGAUCAUUAGCCCGCCUAUUUGUCAACGCUCACGGGCAAAGAGUCAAACAAGCCUAUUGCUAUAUUAUUGAAAAAGUUCUGAUCUCGAUUGCAGCCAAUCCUGCAUGCGACGUUGGCCAUCCUCUCUGGAAGGACUUUCUGGAAAUAAUAACUCCACGUCUUGCACAGAUGAUCGCAAAGCCUCGCCAUUGGAUGUCUGUUUUCCCUUUGCAAACAAUCCUGCUUUGUGUCUCUUCAAAGGAUGCUUUCGCUAGCCAAUGGCUUUCUAUAGCACUAAACUUGCCGGCCCGACUCAGAGAUCGACCUACGCGAGGGUUAGCGCUUCAGGCUUUAUGUCGAUUGUUAUGGACGUAUCUUUUCCGAUAUCCCGAUCCCCCUAAUAUCACACUCAAACGAGUGGACGAAGUCAUCAAGGUUGCCCUACCUCCAGGACGGAGGACCUAUCUCACAACAGAGUCGUCUGUAGCCGAUCCUUUGAUCCAACUCAUUCGGAUGAUAGGCUUCAAGCUACCAGACCUAUGUUUCCGUAACAUAAUCUUUCCUCUCAUAAAUUCAGACCUUUUCCUUUCAGGAAGAGAACUGAGAAUAGAACAAAUGGAACCGGAAAAGAUGGUUGUAGGAAUUCGGUCAUUUCUCUCAAUCAUGUCUGAUCUCGAAAAUGGCGAUCAAUUGUACCCGCCUUUCCCAGCUGGUCCUAUUUCUACUCACUUUGUCGAUAUUCCCAACUUCAUACUUCCGCCUCGACCGCAGCUUCUGGCGGACCCAAAACCUCGUACCACUAUUACGGACCCUGCGGCGUUGUCACGCCCAGUUAAUGUUUCAAAACUCAACGACGUAGCGAAGGACUACUACGUACAGUUUUGUGAGAUCCUGGGGAAAAUAACUAUCUUAUGUGACAAUACUUUCGGUGGACAGGCAGCUCUUGAUGAAAAGUUCAGCGGCUCAACUCCCAAGACUCCCAUAUCGGAGGCGUUCAGUUUCGGCCGACGCGAUGACCAUGCGAGUCUUGUCGACCAAAGGCAGAGUUUCUACGAUCUGCUUCAUGUAGCCGUCCAAGUACUUCCCAGAUGUUUGUCUGAUCAUAUACCCUUCAACUCUCUCAUCAAUCUUCUUUGCACAGGAACGGCGCAUGUCCAACCCAACAUAGCGAGAUCUUCGGCAGAGUCUUUGAAAUCCAUAGCACGACAAAUGCAUGCUCAGCAAGUCACCAUUGGGUUUGCGCGAUUCAUUUUCAAUUUUGAUGCAAGGUACUCUACCAUGUCGGAUGAAGGCAUGCUCGGACCCGGCCAUAUUGAAUCUACACUAACACUAUAUGUUGAACUUAUACGAAUUUGGAUCGAAGAGAUCCAGCAAAAGACAAAAGAAAUUGCAACCGACCAGGCAGAGAAUAGUGCUGGCUCCGGUAGUCGGGCUUUGCAACUUGAUCUUUCUAGCGUACUUGCUUAUGUCGAGGAGAUUGAGGCACAUGGCAUUUUCUUUUUGUGCUCUCAGUCUCGUAGGGUCCGUCGCUUUGCCAUCUCUGUGCUUCGAUUAGUUACAGAGUUCGACAGCGCACUGGGCAAAGAAAACACUAGAAUCAUUCGCAUUCUUGAAGCAGACUCGCAUCACAUUAUGGACCUCAAUGAUGAGCACUUGACAAUUGCGGAACGGAGCCGACUGCAGAAAGGCAAGCGAAGGAGUACCUCACAAAAUACACUGAUUGAGCUUUGCAGCAGCGAUGUCUCUUACGACUCUAGCCUUUGGGUCAAGGUCUUUCCAAACAUCAUCCGUGUUAGCUUCGACACGUGUCCGGUUGCAGUCACUCUGGCUCGAGAAAUAGUGUGCGCUAGACUUGUUCAGAUGCACAGGAAUAUCACUGCUCUUGCAGAGAGUCAGCGAGCUCAGCAAUACGCGACUUUUGAUAUGGCACAAGGACGAUCUCUAGGCCGAGGGAGGUCCCCAGCAGAAAUCAUGAUUGAGCAAUGGAAGCUUUAUCUUUUGAUGGCCUGCACAACGCUGAGUAAUGUUGGGGCUCAGUCUCAGAGCCAGCUGGCAAACGCUGAGCACGCCCGCAAAACAUCCAGAGGUAUGCAAACCGCACAAGACAAAAUUGGGUCUGCCCGAGCUCUCUUUGCAUUUGUGAUCCCGUUACUUUGUGCUUCAUUGGAUUCGAUAAGAGAUGCAAUCGUUGCAUCGCUGGGCUCGAUUAACAAGGCUUUAUACCGGACUCUCCUGGAAUCUUUGCAAUAUGCAGUGACGACAUGCAAUGAAGAGGCGAAAUUGCGUAUUGGCACUCACAAUCGCAGCCCAAGCAGCCCUCGUCGCAGUCGGAUGACAGAUCGUUUACGUACUGAAGUCACGCACGUGUAUAAACUUACAUCCACUUUCCUCAGAGAACCAGAGAUAUUCAAUGACGACUGGAUCGUCAAUAAUUUGGUAACUUAUGCAAAGGACUUGCGACUGUUUCUCAGUGAUGCCGAAGUACAGAACGACUGGGAAUUCCAACGCUUGCGUUAUCAUUACUGUGGACUGAUGGAGGAGCUGUUUGAAGGUAUCAAUCGUACUAAAGAACCAUCUCGUUGGAUGCCAUUUGAGUCGCGAAAAUCUGCCUUUUCCUUGAUGGAAGGCUGGUGUGGAUACUCUCCGAGCCAGGCUCAGAUCGCGGCAAGAGAGAAUGAGAUGAGACGAUUCGCGACUCCGCAACACAAUGACCCGGGAGACCUAAGGAAUCCGGCAGCCUUGAUAGAAAUAGAGAAGAAGAACCUUCAAUCUGCGGCACUGAGCGCAAUGUCGUCGUUAUGUGCUGGACCAAUAAGUACGACAACGGAAGGCGGGUCAAUCCUUCAGUUCGAUGUGAGCCGAAUGCUAGUUUGGAUCGGCAGUAUUUUUGAGACUGUUAGCGACAAACUGCAUACCAUCGGUCGACGGGCGUUGAAAAAUCUCAUUGUUCAUAACAAAGAGUAUCCGUUCCUACUUGAACGAAUGAUAGAUUUGUGUUACGGCGUUGACCGGGACAGGCGCCUUACUGAAAAGGCCCUUGAGAGUUAUUUUGAAGUCGUCAAUCAAGUCCUUAUAGAAGAAACCAACUAUGCAGUUGCGUUUUGGAGAAUACUGGCCGUUGUCAUGUACAUGCUGGGCAAUGAAAAAAGGGACAUCCGCAUGAAGGCAGUGAAGCUUAUUCGCAUACUGGAAGAGCGGCAGCAGAAAAAUUCUCGACUUCAGGAUUUUGACAUUAGUCUUUCUGACAAGACCACAGCCGUCUACAAGCUUGCUCAAUUCGAAAUUUCGAAACGACUCGCAUCACAAUAUUCGGAUCUUGGGUUUCUCAUAUUCUCCGAAUUUUCAAGACAUUUCACCCGAACCAUGUCAACUGACGACCAACGGAAUGUUGUGACGGCGAUUUUACCUUGGAUUCAAGCGAUGGAGUUACAAGUUGAUCCCAAUCAACUACCCACCCCGCGAUCAUAUAUGCUUCUCGUCAAUAUGCUUGAGAUCACGAUUCAUCGGAGCAAGCUUCUUCCUAAUGAAGUGCAAGCUCUUUGGCAGUCACUGGCUACCGGGCCCCAUGGAGGUAAUGUGCAAGUUAUUCUUGAUUUUAUCAUCAGUCUCUGUUUGGAACGCAAAGAACAGAACUUCGUCGAAUAUGCCAAGCAGAUCGUGGUUUUCCUGUCGUCUACUCCGGCAGGGUCUAAAGUGAUAGAAUUCUUCUUGCUGCACGUCGCUCCUAAGUACAUGAUACAAGAACGGAAGGAUGAGGUUGAAUCACCGCCAGACAGCCGGGGUUUACCAUAUGUCGCCAGCCUGAAUGACAUUUUGCCGAUUGGUAAUAAACAGGCUGGCCUGUCGAUGGGACAGCUCUCGAUGAUCUUCCUUGUGGACUUGAUCAUAGGCCCAGUUACGUUGGCCGUACAAGACGUUAUAAAGCUUUUACAUGUGGUUCUGAUCCUAUGGGAUCAUUACACUUUCACUGUCCAAGAACAGGCUCGGGAAAUGCUUGUUCACCUCAUUCAUGAGCUCGUCUCUUCCAAGCUUCAAGACGAGGUCUCCACCGAAGCGCGACAUGCCAUUGAACAUUUUGUCGACUCUAUUCGCAAGAGCGACGCCUCAGUUAUCUGGGAGUACGAGGACAACCACGGCAAAAAUGAGGAUGAUGGUACUCGCGUUCCACCUGCUAUGACUUUUGUGACGCGACAGGUUGUGCAGUUCUUAAACCUUGUUCAUGAAGAUAUUAGCGAUCUCUGGUCCAAGGAAGCUCUGAAUUGGGCCACGACCUGCCCUGUUCGCCAUCUAGCUUGCCGUUCUUUCCAGUUGUUCCGAUGUAUCUCGACAUCAUUAGAGCCAAGGAUGCUGGCGGAUAUGCUGGCACGGCUAUCAAAUACAAUAGCCGAUGAAGAGACUGACUAUCAGACGUUCUCUCUGGAGAUACUCACUACUCUAAAAGUGAUUAUCAAGUCGCUGUCACCGGCCGAUCUUAUACAAUAUCCUCAGCUCUUCUGGACUACAUGUGCUUGUUUGAACACUAUACACGAGGCCGAAUUCAAGGAGAGCAUUGGGAUGCUUGAAAAAUUGCUCGAUAAGAUUGAUAUGGGUGAUCCCAGCGUUGUGGCUACACUAAGCGGCGCACAGCCCCCUCGAUGGGAAGGGGCUUUCACUGGUAUUCAGGAUCUGGUGUACAAGGGCUUGAAGUCUUCGGAGUCGUUUAAUGAAACUUUGAGUCUGCUGCACCGACUGACGCCGUUGCCGGAUACUGUACUAGUUGGCGAGAGCAAUCGGUUACUUUUUGCGAUUUUGGCAAAUAUACCACAUUUUCUUCAUCAGUUCGAUGCAGAAACCAAUGAUCCUAAAAUCAUGGAUCGAGCUAAUCUGUUAGGCCAAGUAGCUGACCGACACGGUUUUGAACGACUGGCUGCCUGCCUGGUUGGAUUCGCCAAUGCGCAGUGGAAAAAGGAACAAGACUUCUUGCAGCAUAUUAUUUCAGAGAUCUGCUCGUACUACUUCCCCGCACAAGAGGUACAGAGUUUAGUGUUUGUGAUGGGCUUCUUGACCAAUGCUACUCAAUGGUUCCGAGUCAAGACAUUGAACAUUCUGUGUGUCUUGAUUCCCGAAAUGGACAUGCGACGACCGGAGAUUACUUCUCACGGCCCUGAUCUGAUCUCUCCUCUGCUUCGGCUGCUUCAAACAGAACUGUGCCCUCAAGCACUCGAAGUCAUGGAUCAUAUUAUGACUGUUUCAGGCAAUCCGAUGGAAAAGCACCACCUACGAAUGAGCAUGGCAUCAUCGUCCUCGUCGCGGGCAAUUAGAAAACAAUACGAGCGAAUACAGAGCCUGUAUGGUAUUCCAGAACCUACAGGGUGGUCUAUCCCCGUCCCAGCUGCACAAUCAGCUACAACACGCCACAAUGUCCACGCUGUGUUUUACACGUGCGCCGAAGCUGAUCGCAUGGAAGCGCAAAGAGUGGAAACGCCUGAUGUUGAAUUCAGUACUGAGGAUUACACCGACUCUUACUACCCAUCAUCCCUGCGGACGGAUACCAUGAAAUCCAUCGACACGCAAACCGACGGAAACAUGGGCGAGAUUGUUCAGCGACUGGACAGCUUAGAUGACUUUUUUGACGAAGACGAUUUUGGAUUCCAGACACCAUCCAUGAGUUCGUUCUCGGAGAUGCGUGGCUAUCCGGGCAGCUUUGCGGACACAUCGGCGAGUCUUUACGACCAGCAGACGGCGCCCAUCCUCAGGAAGUCACUUGCCCGAACUCCUUCAACGUCGUCUUUCCAUAACGGUCUUGCUGAGACAUCACGACCACCGACUAGACUCGACGGUGUUUUCCCAAUGACUUCGCCAGCACUUGGUCCACCACCUACCUCUGCUCCAGGCGGCGGGUUACGGCCUGUGAUGCACAGUCGAUCUGUAACGUCACCAACCAAUCACCUCGCCAGCCAUACCCCAACCCUGUCCGCUACUAGCAUGGCAGCUUACCCUAUUAUGGAAACAACCAUUUUUUCCGACAGUGAAGUUGAAGAAAGCUUGUCUGAUAUGGACGAACGCGGCGGCGGCUUGCACCCAUCAUCAUCACGGAAUACGCCGGCAACAAGUCUAUCUCGCAAAGGAUCAGAGGGGACAUCAUCUUUAGAAUCCAUGAUUCGUAGCGGCAUGCGACGUCUCACUGGCGGCACAGCAUCUAGUCGUGAAAAGGAACGACAGCGGGAUUUGAUACGGGCUCAUCAGCGAGCAAUUGCUCAGACAGCGAAUUCUCCGAGGGUACCUAAAGUUCCGGCGGAGUAUCUUACGGGGUCUGUGAGUAGUCCCACGUCUCCUGGUCAGGGAGGUACACCGACGGGAGGAGGAGCUUGAUGAAGAUUAUGUAUGUAGACUAGACUUGUGAUUCCCAUUUCUUUUUU